Molecule: messenger RNA, 2947 nt
Organism: Cyprinodon tularosa
Lineage: Eukaryota; Metazoa; Chordata; Actinopteri; Cyprinodontiformes; Cyprinodontidae
Product: secretory carrier-associated membrane protein 1-like
Exons: 9
Coding region: 188-1189 (333 amino acids)
Biological process (GO): protein transport
Cellular component (GO): recycling endosome membrane; trans-Golgi network membrane
Source: RefSeq, a predicted model, not a curated record
GUCACGCGCGACCCGCUGGCCAAUCCUCGGUUGAAACAGUCAACACUUCGCUUCACCUCCACCUGUCAGCUGUUGCUUCAAAGCGAGUCCCCCGGCUUCCAGGUUUCUCGCUCAAAAUCAACCCAAACCGCGGACAUAUUCGGAGAAGCGAGCGGAAGCAGCGUGAAGCUGUCCGUCCAGCAGAACAAUGUCGGAUUUCGACAGCAACCCUUUCGCCGACAACCCGUUUCAGGAUCCAUCAGUGACACAAGCAAGACAGACCAACACUGCAGGGUUGGAGGAGUACAACCCCUUCACAGAUGCCAAACCAAAUCCUGCCGGUACGGCGCCUAAGACUGCAGGCCCUGCGGCCGGCACGCAGCCGGCCAUCAUGAAGCCUUCAGAGGAGCCUCCUGCGUACUCACAACAACAAGGACAGGAGCCGUCCCGAGCGGCUGCUGAGCUGCUGAGGAGGCAGGAGGAGCUGGAGCGCAAAGCUGCAGAGCUCGACCGACGGGAGAGAGAGAUGCAGUCACUCAGUGCUUCAGGAGGAAGGAAAAACAACUGGCCUCCUCUCCCAGAGAGCUUUCCUGUGGGGCCGUGUUUCUAUCACGACAUCACCGUGGAUAUCCCUGUAGACUUUCAGAAGACGGUCAAAAUCAUGUACUACCUCUGGAUGUUUCACGCUGGGACGCUGCUGGCUAACCUGGUCAGCUGUCUAGCCUGGUUCUGUGUGGAUAUGACCCGAGGGGUGGACUUCGGCCUGUCCAUCCUCUGGCUUUUGCUCUUCACGCCGUGUUCCUUCGUCUGCUGGUACCGAACUCUUUACGGCGCUUUCAGGAGCGACAGCUCUUUCAGAUUCUUCGUCUUCUUCUUUGUGUACAUCUGUCAGUUUGGCGUCUACGUUCUCCAGUGCAUUGGGAUUACUGGUUGGGGCGCAAGCGGUUGGAUAUCCGCUCUGACUGGCCUGAACAAAAGCAUCCCAGUGGGCAUCCUAAUGAUCCUGGUUGCAGCUCUCUUCACCUCCCUGGCUGUUCUGUCCCUCAUCAUGUUCAAGAAGAUCCACGCACUGUACCGCACCACUGGCGCCAGCUUUGAGAAGGCCCAGCAGGAGUUUGCAACAGGCGUCAUGUCCAACAAGACGGUCCGAACAGCUGCCGCUACCGCCGCCUCCACAGCUGCACAAGGAGCGUUUAAAGAGCAAGUCUAAUCAACAUGAGGAGACGAGUCCUCUGGGCCCAUCAGAGAGCGCAGGCAGCUGUCAGACGGAACUGCAGGGGCUUAUGGGAGGGCGUUGAUCCAGCGGAGAACAGCCUCAGUGUGAAACCAUCACCCGGAGGAUCCCUGGGGCCUGGCUGUGCCGUGGACUCGGAGACCUCCCCCCCUCCGCUGCACUCUAAGCUGGGCUUCCUCUGUGUGGGUUUGUGUGCAUGUGUGUGGCCAAGUUGCUAAAUGUUUGUGUGCCUUUUUGAAUGUGUGCUGUCGCCUGUGGGUCAGGGACGGAUUCUUGAGCCGACUCCUGAGAUCUUUGGGGGGGGUUUACCCUCCAUCAACCACUUUGGGAUUACUUAAACUCUAAUCCAAAUGACUCGUUUCUAAUAUUAACAGGUUUGUUUUUGGCUUAUAAAAAAGGAAAAAUGUCUUCUUGUAUUUUCAAUCUAUGCUAAAAUAAUAAGGUGCAUAAUUUAAUCCCACUAACCCUUAGUGAAGCUAUAAUGUAUUGCAAAAAUAUGAAUGCUGUGCAUUCUAGGUCACGGCCUCCUGUUCUGCUUUUUCUUUUCUCCCUCAGUUUCUACUUCCUUUAAACGGGCCUCACUUGAAAUCUUACGCUCCCCGGCUGCAAGGUUGUAAUCCAGAUUGAGUUAAAGAGAAAUCUCAUGUUAAAGAAUCUGCAUUCAGGAGUAAGGUGUCUGUAGUUGUAGUACAACAAUAGUCCACUAGAUGGCAGUGUUUGUUAAUCACGAUCAUUUGUCUUUUUCUUUGGCGAAAUAUUUAACUUCUAUGUAAAUUAAUUUAAUCUGAGACACUGGGAUUAGGAUUCACCAUAAUUAAAAUGUUUCAGGCUGUCAUUUCCUCACUUAAUUUUUAGCCUAAUGUCAGAAUUUUGUUUGGGCCAUUCUAACACAUUAUGUUCUGCUUUAAAUGUAAACACUUUGGUUGUGGCUUUAGAGCUAGAGUUUAGUUCUUUCAAAAUGUAAAUAUUUACGCCCUCCAUGUAUUUAGCUUCAUUCUUCUUCCCAUCAUCCCUCACUAGUUCAAAUGGUACUCUUUCUGCUCACCUCAUUUGCUCUGUUCUAUCAUAACUUUAAACAUGAAAAUACCAUACAGACUUGGAUAAGAAAAUCAUUAAUCCAACAUUCUAAAAAAUAUAUAUUUUCAAAUACCUAUUUUUCUAUAGAUGUCUUGAACUCCGAAGUGCUUUCCAAGGCCUUAAUGUCUCCUAUUGUAGAGCCUGUGUUGUAUUAUUUAGUCUUAAUUCGGUGUCCUGGGUAGAUUAAUUCCUCCGUGUUUCGUACUGUUCAAUCAUUUUGCUCCCAAACGUACAUUUUUUAAGUUACAAAGCAACAGGUCAUUCAUUAAAAAGGACUAUUUCUGCAUGGUAAAUACAUAUUUAGCUGUUAUUUUUCAGAUUUUGAUCAUGUGAUAAAAUUGUAAGGGGUUUUAAGCAUAAUGUAGUGUGUUACCAUGGCGAUUAAUGUAGAUGCAGAGUGGCUUAUUGCAGUCAGCGUGGUUUGGUAUGUACACUUAAACUUUAUUUAUCUAAAGCCAUUUCUGACAACUGCAGGGAGAGGAUAAUAGGAAGGAUUGUUUGUAUAUUUCUGAAUGGUUUGGUGUCAUUCUAAGAUGCACAUCGGUUUUACCUUGAGUCAUCUGUUAAGUAGUUAGGUAGUUGGACAAAUUUGAUUUUUUUUUUUUGUAUAUUUAUUGUUCUGAUGAAUAAAAUUUGCCGCCUUUGUGUGUUCCAUUA